Messenger RNA from Epinephelus lanceolatus (giant grouper), 8878 nucleotides. RefSeq names its product discs large homolog 1-like protein. Gene Ontology annotation, molecular function: protein kinase binding; ionotropic glutamate receptor binding. Gene Ontology annotation, biological process: receptor clustering; cell-cell adhesion; regulation of postsynaptic membrane neurotransmitter receptor levels. NCBI's taxonomy places the organism in Eukaryota, Metazoa, Chordata, Actinopteri, Perciformes, Serranidae. Gene Ontology annotation, cellular component: neuron projection; basolateral plasma membrane; postsynaptic density membrane. The record is from RefSeq and is a predicted model, not a curated record.
GAAGAAAUGGAGGACUAGUUUUUAUCAAAGCGAGACAGAGAAGGAGAGUUUAAGUGAAGAAGAAGAGAAAACAAGCUCCGGGUGCUAAGUCCACGCGACGACUGUCAACGUUUGAUAUCAAUAGUUUCGUUCAUUUUUUUCCCUCCGCCGUUGUCUGUUUUUUGUCGGACUUUCAAACACUUCUCAAAGUUUUUGUUUUGACGCAAAGACAGGUUGGUGCAGACUGUAGUCGUGUCAGUUUGGUGUCCCAGUUUGGAGGCAGGCUGUCCCGGGACGGACGCACACAUCUGUAAUAACAGAUACCGUCAAAGCGACACAGAUACAAGCCCCGGGGGAGGAGGACUGAGCGUGUCACCAUGCCUGUGCGCCAAAAAGAUGCACAGCGAGCCCUGGAGCUUCUCCAGCAGUACCGGACCAAACUUGACCAGAGACAGCAGCACCAGAGGCGGACCAAACAGGGCCCUGUGGAGGAAGACUCCCAGCUGCAGCAGUCUCUGGACAGAGUCAUCAAUGUCUUCCAGAGUCAGCUCUUUAGUGCUCUGCUUGACAUUCAGGAGUACUACGAGUUGACCAUCCUUGCUGAUAGCAAGAGUUUGGUGGACCAGACACAUGUUCCACAGAGCCCCCCUGCCUCCUAUAACCUGCCAGUAGAGCUCUCAGCCCAGCAGCAGCCCCACUCUGUUCCCCUGAGCCCACAGGCUUCUGGAGGGUCACCCCAGCCAAAACCCCUGACCCCUAGACCCAAGUCAGUCAAGUCCCAUGCUGCUCCACUCCCAUCCGGGACUCCUGCAGCAAAGCCAUCUUCCCCUACAUCACAGCCCAUUGCACCUGACUUACAGCCAGCAAAGGUCAAGUACCGUGCUCCUCUGCCUCCUGUCGAUCCUGGAGCCUCCAAAUUACUGGCAUUGGAGACUUCUUUGCCCGCCUCUCCCUCUUCUCCCAUAUCCCCCGCAGUCACACUGAAUGGUGUAGAAACCCCCACUGGCUCCAUAAAAACACCUCCUGGAGCUUCACUGAAUGGAGCAAAGCCACGCCUUACUGCAACCAACUCCAAUAUUUCUUCAGGAAGCUCCACCACUUCUGCUAAUCCACACAGCGACUCUCCAGAUCUCAACCUGGUGACUGUCUCAGCCCUCGUCUCCAGCACCAUCCAAGGCUUAGUGUCUCCAACCACUCCGAGCAAACUUACCCCCACCAGUAACACUCCUAUCACCAGCCCCGGAUUCAACAGAGUCACAGAUGCUAGUCCGGUCUCUACAGCUCUUGAAACCAACAGGGACCAAGACUUGGGCAAAGUGACUCCCAGCAUGAGUCCAACCAGCCCCAACCAGGGAAAAUUUACCUUCAGCAGCCGCAGCCCCACAGGUCCUCCAGGGCCUUUGACUAAAGGGCCAGGUCUGAGUCCAACCAGCCCCGGGCCACCGAAAGUCACCUCCACUAGCCCUAUCUAUGGUCCAGCCAGCCCCAGGCCUGUGACAAGUCCACUGACCCCCAACAAGGCCAACCCCCCUCCAGUGGUGGUCAACACCGACAGCGUCGACACCCCCCCAUAUGUCAAUGGAACAGAAGCAGACUAUGAGUAUGAGGAAAUCACGCUGGAGCGGGGUAACUCAGGUCUGGGGUUCAGUAUCGCAGGAGGGACUGAUAACCCUCACAUUGGAGAAGACCCUUCUAUCUUCAUCACCAAGAUUAUACCUGGAGGGGCCGCAGCCCAGAAUGGACGACUCAGGGUGAAUGACUGUAUAGUCCGUGUAAAUGAGACAGACGUCAGGGACGUGACCCACAGCGGGGCUGUGGAGGCGCUAAAGGAGGCAGGAGGUUUGGUGCGACUAUGUAUACGACGCAGGAGGAGCCUCACCGAGAGAAUCAUGGAUAUCAAGCUGGUCAAAGGGCCCAAAGGUUUAGGAUUCAGUAUAGCAGGUGGAGUCGGAAACCAACAUGUCCCAGGCGACAACAGUAUCUACGUGACUAAGAUCAUCGAGGGAGGGGCUGCACACAAAGACGGACGGCUACAGAUAGGGGACAAACUUGUGGCUGUAAACGCCUCCUGUUUGGAGGAGGUGACUCAUGAGGAAGCAGUGGCUGCCCUGAAGUCCACUCCUGACGUUGUUUACCUCCGCGUGGCCAAACACACCUCCCUUUUUAUCAAUGACAACUUCCCUCCCCCCGACGUCACUAAUUCGUACUCCCCACAUCAAGACAACCAUAUAAGCCCCUACAUGAGCGGCAGCCAGUCUGUAAGCCCCGCCCCUCUGACCACACCCAGAUACUCACCUCUGCCCAGGGCCAUGACUGGAGACGAUGACAUCCCCAGAGAACCCAGGCGGGUGGUGCUCCAGCGAGGGUCAACAGGUCUUGGUUUUAACAUUGUUGGAGGGGAGGAUGGAGAGGGAAUCUUCAUCUCCUUCAUUCUUGCCGGAGGUCCGGCUGAUCUCUGUGGAGAGCUACGAAAGGGAGACCGCAUUCUGUCGGUGAACGGUGUGGAUCUGUCCAGUGCAACACAUGAGCAGGCAGCAGCAGCUCUGAAGAACGCAGGACAGACCGUUACCAUAGUAGCGCAGUACAGACCUGAGGAGUACAGUCGUUUCGAGGCGAAGAUCCAUGACCUGAGGGAACAGAUGAUGACCAGCAGUGUCAGCUCCAGCUCCACAUCGCUCCGCUCCACACAGAAACGCACACUUUACGUCAGAGCGUUGUUUGACUACGAUGGAAGUGCGUCAGAUCUGAGCGCGCCCAAUCAGGCCCUGCCAUUUCAUUUCGGGGAUGUCCUGCAUGUUAGCAGCGCCAGCGAAGAGGAAUGGUGGCCCGCCCGUCACCUCAGCCCCCCGCCUCCAAACUGCCCUGAAGUCGGAGUCAUCCCCAGCCGCAGGAGGGCAGAGAAGAAGGAGAGGUCGAGGUUAAAGACGGUCAGAGUGACAAGGUCUCAGGACAGAUCGGAUCAGGAUGAUAAAGAGCUGGUAACCUCUGGCACCAGCGAUAGUGAGAGUAGUUCCUCUGGCCAAGAGGAGACCCUCCUCACCUACCAACCUGUCAUGCAGCAGGAAGUUAAUUACACGCGGCCAGUCAUUGUGCUUGGACCAAUGAAAGAUCGGGUCAAUGAUGACCUCAUCUCAGAGUUCCCUGACAAGUUUGGCUCCUGUGUCCCACACACAACGCGGCCGCGGCGAGACUACGAGGUAGACGGCAGAGAUUACCACUUCAUGUCCUCCAGAGAACUCAUGGAGCGAGAGAUUCAGGAACAUAAGUUCAUAGAGGCUGGACAGUACAACAACCACCUGUAUGGAACCAGCAUACAGUCUGUCAAAGAAGUCGCUGACAAGGGUAAACACUGUAUACUGGAUGUAUCAGGGAAUGCGAUAAAGCGUCUCCAGUUGGCAGGCCUCCAUCCCAUCGCUAUCUUCAUUAGACCACGCAACGUUGAUAACAUCCUAGAGAUGAACAAGCGUUUCACUGAGGAGCAGGCGAGGAAGACCUUCGACAGAGCUGUCAAACUGGAGCAGGAGUUCACAGAGUUCUUUACCGCUAUCGUCCAAGGCUCAUCUCUAGAGGAAGUGUACUCGCAGGUGAAGCAGAUCAUUGAGGAGCAGUCUGGUCCUUACAUCUGGGUGCCCACCAAGGAGCGACUCUGAAUAAACAUACUAUAUGAUCACACACAUCACUCCUUCAACACUUCCUACAUCUCUAAUUUUCUAUUAUCAGCCUGCUUCCUCUUUCUCUUGUACACACAUUACCACACACACACACACACACACACAGUCACACACGCACACACACACAUUUACACAAGCACAUAAAGUCGGACGAGGCUGGGACUAUCUGGGACUGCGACUUCCUGAAGUGGGAGGGGCUAAUGUCUGUCCAGCAGCCUAUUGGUGGAUCUUCCUACAGCUCAGUUCCUUAAUGUUUAAGGAGGUGGUUCAAAUCAAGGCGACACGUACCAUUAUCUGAUUUGAUUUCAUUAUUGUUCUUCUUAUUGUUGUUGUCGUUGUUGUUUUCAUAUUAACGAAGGGUAAUGCAUUCAUGUAUGGGUUUGUAAUGAUAAUAUUGUCACCAAGAGGCAGACUUUUGCACGCUGUAGCUUUAAGAGCAUGUUUUUGGGACAAAAUCUUGAUCUCCCUCCCAGUCUGUCUGUCUGUCUGUCUUUCCUCACGGCAUUGCUCCCGUUUAGUCUUUUUCUAUCUUUCUCUCAUAUCUCAUCCUUUCCUCCUCCUUUCCCAUUUAGACUACAGACUAUAGGUAUGAGGUGAAAACUUAACGUGCCCCAGCAUUUUGGUAUCAAGGGCCAAAAUAAUAGUUUAAUAAACAAUUAUUGUUGAGAGACGUAGCACCAAAAUAGUCAUAUGUAAGACGGGAAUUCUAUGAUUGAGACUCUUGUUGAUAUUAUUGUAACAAGCAGAAAUUCUCAAUCAGAACUCAAGUAGAAAUCUAAAUUAGAUAGCUUUAAAAUAAAUAAAGUACAAAGCCUCAUAAAGUUUUUUGAGUCCAUUUGGAGCCCUGAGCCUGUAAUUCUCAAAUUUCUGAAAAUAAUGUUAGGUUCUUUGCAAAAGGUAAAGUUUAAGACAUCAUUAUCAAGCGUCUCACUCUUAUUUACAGCAAAGAAAAGAGCAGCUAUCAAGUGAUCAUAUGAUUAAAUAGACAUAUGCUCAAAGUCUUAACAGCCAAUCAGAGAUAAGGAUUUGCUGAACAGCUUCCCUAUUCAUUGUUUUUAAAAAUACUUGCAUUUCAGUCAUUGGUAUGUUAUUCUGCAGAGACUUGUCAUUUUAAUUAUUAAAAAGUUAUUUUUAUUUGUGUGAAAUCCUCAAUAUAUCCAGGUGAAAUGAACAGCAAUUAAUUAAGGGAUGGGAAUGAAGAACUGGUUCAAAUUAAGGACCAGUUCCAACUUGUCUGAUCUAUCAGAAUCGUAAGCCUUUGAGCUUAUUAAUUCAGUGCUGACAUGUUUUUCAUCAAACUUGUUUCUGCGUUGCUGGAAACAUGCAACAAAGAGGAGUCAUGGCGGAGAGGGAGAAACAGUCCAAAAUGUGGCUUGAUUUCACGAAGACAGACGACAACAGUGCUGCUGUAAUUUCUGUAUUAUUAUUAUUAUUAUUAUUAUUAUUAUUUCAAGGAAAUAAAGGGUGGAAACACCUGCAGCAUGCUGAAACAUCUGUCUACAUAACAUGGGAUUAAAUUCUAGAAAUGCAAUGUAUUUGAGACUCUACACACAAGUGCCACUGGUUCCCAACCAAGAAACACGUCUGUUGUAAUCAAUAAAAAAUCAGCAGAAUUGAUAAUGGUGUUGCUAUUAAUAGAAUCGUAUCAAAUCCCAUCCCUAAAUCAAUACAUUUAGAAUGUAUGAAUAUACAAAUAUGGAUUAAAUAACUGGCUAAAAUGUAAACAAAAGGAAAACCAAACAGCAGCAGGAAAGACAUCUUGCUGUUGGUACACCAGAGAUAACAAGUGUAAUUUAGUGCCACGUUGACAAGUACAGAUAAUGAAGAUGCAUGGAAGGUAACUGCAAACAAAAUCAGUGACAGGUUUAUCUUUGUUGUUUGCAUCCUAAUAAACACAGAAACAAAGACGAAAACAUGGCGUAGAAUUCUAUUACAUGUUUAAAUCCAAUGCAGAUAAUACAUGUAAAUUCCCCAGUUGGGGAGUAUCAUAUGUCAAAGGAAAUUUGAUAAUAGUUUUCAUAACUGAAAAAAGUGAAGGUUUUUAAGUCUAAUAUUUUAUUUUAAGCUGUUUGAUAAAUACGGGCUCAGAUCCUCUGUUAAAAAAAAAAAAAUCUAUUACGCAAGUCUUUGUCCAACAUGGGCUUCUCUGCCUCCUCUCCCCCUCUUCUUCCUCUUCGUCCUCUCUGUCUCAUGCCUUCAUCUCUCUCCUCCUCUCGUUCUCCACAUUCACACUGUGACAUUAGUCGAGCACUCCGGCAUCAAACAGUGUAUCAUCUUCUUCAUCAACACUAUCAUCGCGAUCAUAAUCAUCAGCAUCAUCGUUAUAGCUUUCCUUCUUACUGUAGAUGCACUAAUGAGGGCUGGUUUCUUAAAAGCAUCUUAGAGUGACAGAAUGGAUCCCAGUGUUUCGGGUAUUUGGAUGUGUGAUAUACUUACUUUUCUUUAAGCUGUCAGUGAUUAUUAUGCUGGUUUCAGAGAGGUCCGGGAACUCUUUAUGGUCAUAUGCGGUAUGUCAUGCUACUGUUGCAUAGGUAAAGACAUCAGGUGAACUCCUCUGGUAAAUGCUAUUGUAAAGACUAACUAAUCAACAACAUUAGCUCUUUUUGUUACAGUUUUUUUUUGUCAUGCUGGAUUUACAAGUUUGAGCCUUUAGUCCCAGUGUGCAUGAAUAACACCUGAAUCUGCUCCAUUUGUGACCUUAGUGCUCCGGAUGCCACUCCAUAGAUACAGGCACAUGGUGGACAAUCAAAGCGUUAUAUUUUUACCUGUUAUCCAGCAGUGGGUGUGUUGUAAAUGAUCAUGCAGGUGUCUACGGUCUGCCCAGAGAGAUCCAGUUUACUAUUCUUUAUUUCUUUAUUUUGGAAGCACCAUUUCUGGCUUUAUAGGCGACACAGCAACUUUACAGUGCUUGCUCUGUCAUUCACAUGACCCUUGAUUUGCACAUCUGUUGACUGAGGUGAACACAAGUCACAGAAUAUUUUAAGCUUUACUUGAACAGAACAUAAAAGAGAGAAAUCAAAUCCCAUCAUAUUGUAUUUACAUGUGCUUAACUGUUUUAGUAGCCUGAAUAUUACUAUGUGUUUUUUCAAGUGGGCCCCUGUUUAGUUUGAACCAUGCAUGAGCACAAGGGCAGCAUUAUUCACAUUUUGCCACACUGUGCUAUGGCGCUGAUUGUCUGUGGGGAAAAAAAACAUUUAAAGAUCGAGUGUGUAGGAUUUACGGGCAUCUAAAGGCUGAGGUUGCAGAUUGCAACCAACUGUAACCAGUGUCCCACGCAUGCAGGAGAACAAGGUGGCCGACGCAAACAAUGUGAACCUAUCUAGAGCUCGUGUUGGUUUGUCCAUUCUGGGCUACUGUAGAAACAUGAUGGUGCAACAUGAGUGGAUUCCAUGGACAAGUACCUGCUCCUUAUGGCUCAUUAGUUAGUUCAAGCUAAUUAAAAGGUAUUUUCAGGUGAUUAUACACUAAAGAAAACAUACUCAUAUUCUUUUUCUGCCACUAUAUCCCCCUAAAUCCUACACACUGCACCUUUAAAUGUUGGUUUAGCUGUGGGCAAACAUUUUAACUUUAUGGGCAGAUAGUUAAAAUAUGUUGCAUCACAAAAAUACCAUUGAAAUCUCAACUGUCAGCUGGAUAGCAGGUAAAAAAUAACAAUUUGGCUUUCCCCUUAAAGCAACUAUAUUCAAUAUUUUUAUAACAAUGUAUGAAAUGACAAUGUGAAAACAAUGUGACAAUGUGAACAGAGAAUUAUCAGCCAAAUCUACAGCUAACCUCGGCUUUACAGAGCUUCAUACCAAGUUUUCAGUUCAUUGCUUAGCUGGUUUACUCUCAGCACUAACAGUGUUGGUUUUGGAUGCAGCAGGCAGCUGUUUUCAGUUUAAAAUUUAUAAAAUCCCACUGUACGCUGCCUGCUCAGCCUGCUCAGACAUAGUGAGCGACUAACUGGUAAAUAUAGUGGAGCAUUUAGCAGCUAAAGAGCCAGAUGUUUUGUUCAGGUGUUGGUGGAGACCAAGAACAGAGCUAGAAGAGAGUGAAGUCACAAAUGGGGCUUACCUGAAACAUGACCUCUGGUGUCGAGUGUGACAUUUGAAAUAUCGAGAUGCUUUUGGUAACACAGCCCCUGUAUGGACCUUGUCAGCCACCCACUUCCCAUCUCCAUCCUCAACCCCCGAGGCGAAUCCUCCAAGCUGACUGGAGACCAGAGACACACAGAAAGACCGUUCUGUCAACAGAGUAGCUCUUAGAUCCAAAUAAUAAAUAGUUUUGACCAUACGUGUUUUGAAAGCUUUAAUAUUUCCUCACAGAAUGUCCAGCUAAAUUAUUUCUUUCCAUCUAUAAUCCUCUAUGAAUCCUGUAAACCAGUGUUGUUGUCAGUUGACAGAACCGGCCUCUCUGUGUGACUCUGGCUGUGUGUUUUAGCCAGGGGACCAUGCCACUGUCUGUUAGAGUAAAGCACCGAUGCAAAGAAUCUAUUACAGAGAUGGAUCUACAGUAUAUCUAACAUAUUAUAAUAUUUAUCCCUGCUCUAACUGCCUAUUUUGGUACAAAAAAAAAUAAAAGUCUUUAUUGAGAUUUACUGAAAUCCCUCGACCGAUAACCACAGAUGAUUAUUCUUUUUGCAUUGUGGAAUGUGUAUGAAUGUGAAUAUGAUAUAAUACCUGCAAAUAUGAAUAUAUUUUCCUUUAUUUCACCUCUACUGCAGGUUUGUAGUGGUCUAUUGAUGCCUUCAGCUUCUUGGUUGGGAAGGUGAAGCAUCUGCUGACUCUUUAAUGAUUUUAAAAAUGUCACUUUAUUUUUUUUCUCUGCUAUGCAAUUCAUUUUUUGACAAUCCUUAGCUAGAUAGCAGACAACAUUUUUUCCAUGAGUACAGCAUGCUAACACUCUCAGCUAGUACCUUUUCACUCUCUGCUAAUAGCUUCUUGCAUAUGACAUCAUACAUUGGUGCAUUGUCCAGAUGGAGGGCAGGCACCCUGAAGGAAGAGACAGCCAACACUGCACAAAUGCUCAUGAUUGUUUACGGCUGUUCCAGUUGACCAUAUUGGGAAAAAACAAAGGCCACCUUAAACUUUAAAUUGUAUGGCAUAAAGGGGAGAAAUAAAAGAUUAAAAUAAAGAAAAAUCUCACUGAAAAAUAGCGGCACAUGUGGAUCAAAAGCCUCCAUUUUCAGUCUGGAUGGGCAGAGUAGACUAACAUCAAACAUAAACAGUAAAGCAUCUCUAGAGCACAAA